Messenger RNA from Paraglomus brasilianum, 1260 nucleotides. NCBI's taxonomy places the organism in Eukaryota, Fungi, Glomeromycota, Glomeromycetes, Paraglomerales, Paraglomeraceae. The record is from the annotation of a GenBank genome assembly.
AUGCAACACAUCGCUUGCAACUUUACGCGCAGCCUUUCACAAAAUGCCCUCCUGAUAUCUGCACUGAGGAUCCGUUCUUUAUCCACCGCCGCUCCUAUCUCACCAAUCUCACGCGCAAUAGUAUUCUCAACCAAUGGUCCUCCUUCCUCAGUCUUGAAAGUAGUGUCAUACAAACUCGCGCCCUUGACUCCAAAAACUGUUUAUCUCAAAUUCCUCGCUGCUCCUAUCAAUCCGUCAGAUAUUAACACUAUCGAAGGCACUUACCCGAUUGAAGUAAAGCUCAGAAAUCUAGAAAAGGAAGGAACGGAAGAGGAACAAGAAGACAAUGCAAAAUAUGUAGGAAAAGGAAGAAAGACGGGUGAAGAAAAUGAUAAUGAAGAUCUGGUUGCUGUCUGCGGAAACGAAGGUGUUGCAGAGGUUAUCGCAGUUGGGAGCGAAGUUAAAAAUAUCAAGAAAGGCCAAUGGGUUAUCAUGCGACGAUCUGGGUUUGGUACUUGGCGCACCUACGCUGCUGCAUUUGCCAAUGAAUUAAUGUCGAUAGACCAUACCUCCAUCUCCCCAACCGUCGCGUCAACGAUAUCAGUCAAUCCUUGUACAGCGUAUAGAAUGUUAAAAGACUUUGUAAAGUUGAGGGAAGGUGAUUAUAUCGUGCAGAAUGGAGCAAAUAGCGCCGUUGGGCAGAUGGUUGUACAGCUUGCGAAAUCUUGGGGUGUGAUGAGUAUUAACAUUGUUAGGGACAGACAAAACUACACCGAAAUUGCCCAGCAUCUUCGCUCUAUUGGAGCAACACAUGUUAUCCCCAACUCUAUUCUCACCUGUCCAUCUUCGCUCUCCACGUUUGUCUCCUCACUUCCCCCUUCACCCAAUGCUGUGCUCGGGCUAAACUGCACCAGUGGUCCGAUUGCGACGCAAAUGUGUAAACUACUAUCUCCUUCUGCGACCGUUGUAACAUAUGGCGCAAUGUCGAAGCAACCAAUCCGUCUUGCUGCAUCUCAGCUGAUCUUUAAGGAUUUUAGAUUUGUAGGAUUCUGGAUGACUAGAUGGUACAAGGACAUGGAAGCAAAAGGAGGAAAUGAUAGAAAGGAUAUGUUGGAUGAACUACUAGAUAUGUUUAGAAAAGGUGAAAUCACGCUUCCAGAAUAUGAGGAGAUUAAGUGGGGUCAGGAGGAGAGCGAAGAGGAAGCGUUGAAGAAGGUAAAUGACAUUUUGACGAAAGGAACAAAGAUGAAUGUAAAGAAGCAGAUUUUUACGAUGGUGUAA